GUUCACUCUUUAAUCCAGAUUAUGGCUGACAAACUGGUUUUGGCAUUCACGUUUCACUAUCAUUGUGCCCUUGAAGAGCUGAUGUGACUGUAGAAACUCUCUUGCUUACAGUUGUUGGUAUUGAGAACAUUUUUGGUUUGCUUUGGCUUUCUUGUAGCUGCUUGCUUAUAGCUCCUUUUUUCUUGAGAAGAUGGCCUUUCUAAUGAAAAGUAUGUUGAGCAACCAGGUAAAGAACUUGGGACUUGGAGGUGGAGGGGAAGAAAGCAAAGAAGAAAGCACUCCUUCUGAUCCAGCAGCAGCUGCAGGAAUGACCAGAGAGGAAUAUGAGGAAUAUCAAAAGCAAAUGGUUGAGGAGAAGAUGGAAAGAGAUGCAGCAUUUGCACAGAAAAAAGCAGAGCGAGCCUGUCUGAGGGUUCAUCUGAGAGAGAAGUACAGACUCCCUAAGAGUGAAAUGGAUGAGAAUCAAAUUCAGAUGGCUGGAGAUGAUGUGGGUUUGCCAGAAGAGCUCCAGAAGAUGGUGGAAGAAGACCAGGAGGAGGAGGAGGACAAGGACUCUAUCCUGGCACAGCUGCAGAACAUCCAGAAUAUGGACAUGGAUGCGAUCAAAGAAAAGGCACAAGCCACCUUCACCGAAAUCAAACAGGCUGCUGAGCAGAAAUGUUCUGUGAUGUAGAAGAGACACCACUAUCCAAAGGCUGUGAAUUCAGUCUUGUCUCGCAGGGGCUGCAGAGUGAGGUCACGCAGAGGAAUGCACUUAGCUCUAUAGCAUUAACUGUACAUAUAGAAAAGUGAGAGAGAGACUUUAAAACCCCGAGGGGGGUGUCAAAAUUUACCUGCUGUGACUGCUUAGUGCAAAGUUAGAACUGGUCCUCAUUUUUUGACAUAACAUUUUUCCCCUUUGAAAAAACUGACUUCAAAAAAACUAAUAUUGGAGGAAAAAAUGUGCCUUUUUCCAUUUUUUUUUUCAAAAAGCGAUCAGUAUGCUAUUAAAUAUGUAUUUUUUUUAGCAAAAUUGUGCUUCUGAUGCAUAACAUAUAGGUAACUGCUCAUUUAAAACUGCUUUCAGAAAUAAAGAUAUAUUUCUAAGAAAAACAUGUCUGUUUCAAACCUUUUGAAACAAUUCAGAUGUUGACAUUUUCUACAAAAACUUUUUUUAAAAAUGGUUUUGACCAUCUCUGUAUUAAAUAGUGCAAAUGACAAAAAGUGAAGCAUAUAGCUCUACAGCUUGGGAC
Messenger RNA from Athene cunicularia (burrowing owl), 1232 nucleotides. RefSeq names its product complexin 4 (gene CPLX4). NCBI's taxonomy places the organism in Eukaryota, Metazoa, Chordata, Aves, Strigiformes, Strigidae. Gene Ontology annotation, molecular function: syntaxin binding. The transcript is spliced from 3 exons. The coding region runs from base 191 to 673 and encodes 160 amino acids. The record is from RefSeq and is a predicted model, not a curated record. Gene Ontology annotation, biological process: neurotransmitter transport; synaptic vesicle exocytosis; regulation of neurotransmitter secretion. Gene Ontology annotation, cellular component: SNARE complex; terminal bouton.